AGCCAUGUCGGCUCUGGCCGGCGGGCCCCUCCCCGCCGCCCGGGGCUCGGCCGGGCAGCCCGCAGCGGCGCUCGCGUGCCCUGGGGCCCGCGCCUCCGGCGCGGGAGGGACGGCCUCGCGAGGCGCGGCCGGGCCAGGCAUUCGGAGGAGAAUUUCCGAUUUAUCCUUACACGCAUUUAUCCUCGUCUCAGCUUUGUCUUAGCUUUCGGAAGUCCUGGCGGAUGUCUUGAAUCGGCGCUGGGCUCCCUUUGAGGCGUCUCCGGCGCCGCCCCUGGCGCGCUCCGCGCCAGGGGGGUCCAGCGUGAUCCACAAAAUCCGCGCGGACCUACGAGGCUUUAUGUUACAUGCAGUCUUUCCUUCUUGUUCUUCGGGAAGGGCGGCCCCGCCGGCCAUGUCGGGGAUGGCCGCCGCCCGCGCUGCGGGCUCCAUUGUCGUCAACGGGCUGGAGCUGUUCGGGGGCAUCGGCCAGGCGCUGGAGUUCAAGAUGUCCCAGGCGCACCACGAGAUGGACUGCAGGUACAGCCGCAUCAACCUCCACCAGGACAUGCAGAGCCUGCGGCUCGACGCCCUGGACCACGGGAAGGAGGAGAUCCGCGAGAAUUACGACAUGUACGUUGGGCGGAUCGAGUCCUUGCUGCUGGUGCUUGCCCUCAUAUGGCCUUUCGCGCUGAGCACGAUCCAGUUCUCGGACCCGUUCAUUCCCGUCGUCGACUCCGGGGACUGCCCCGACGGGGACUGCCCCAUCGAGGAGGAUUUCAAGAUUCUGGUGCACAUCUGGGUGUGCCUGAUCGCCCUCGUUCUGGUCCUCCCGUUCUGGGGGAUUCUCUGCCUGAUCAGAGUGAAGCUGACGCUGGACGCGUGGCUGGAGGAAUCCCUGGCGGGCCUGAAGGAAGAUAGGAAGGCCAUCGUGAAGGCCAUGAAAGAUCCAAUCCCAGACACGGUACCGCAGAAGGCGGACGAGGUCGUACAGCGGCUGGUAGACAGGGUCUCGAAGUGUCAGGACAAGCUCUCAGAUAUCUGGAGUCGAGAGUGCAGCCGACCCGUUCAUCUCGCGAACAUUUUGCUCUGGAUCUCGGCGUACAUGGCGCUGUGUCUUUCGGCCAUAUCGGUGUGGAUCUUCUUGUGGAACAAGGGCGGCACCUACAGGAUAGCCAGCAUCAUCCUGGGCACAGCAGUCUUCGUCAUCGGUUGCUUUGCCCCGCUCGCCUACUACUUGGUGUACCUCAAGGGCCCUGAGGCCGAUGGCGACGGGGACCCAGACGGACAACCAUCGUCGCCUUCACCCCAGGACAGGCGAAGUCGGUUCAGCUGCUGCGCACCCGCGUCGGACCUGUUCCGGGAGCCAAGGACGGUCGGAGCACCGCCCCCACGGCGCAGUGCGUCGCGCUUGGAUGGCAGCGUGGUCCCCCGACGGACGAAGCCCAGCCCACCCCGCCGCCCCCUGUGGGCUUGAACUCCCCUGGGCGGACCUCGCUCUUCCCUCACCUCCUCAUCCCCCUCCCCCUCCUCCUACUCCUCCUCCCCGUUCCCGCUCGGGAUGACGUUGAGGAUACAGGUCUCGAGGUUAUAUGGGCCCACGACCGCUCCUGCAGGUCCCUCGAUAUCUCUGGGCACAUAUUUGUCGAUGGAUCGUGCGCCACUCAUACCGUCAAAGACCUCUCCAGGGCUGGGUGGGGAAUCGCAGUUGUAGGGGAUGACGGCGACGAGGUUUGCCGCAUCAGUUGUCCUUUCUGGGCCCCCAACCUCCAAACUGCCCAAGGAGGGGAGUUUAGGGCCUACGCUGUUGCUGCGAUGCACGCCCUGCCUGGGAGCUCCAUCUACUCUGAUUGUAAAAACGUAGUGGUUCAAGUGAACGAACCUCUGAUGUGGGCCCUGUCUUAUAAGCGUGUGUACUCUGGUUUUCUGCUCCCCACCCAUCGGAAGUUGGUCGAGGGAGUUUUCAAGGUCAAGGCCCAUGUGGAAGAAUCUAGGGACCUUUCAGAGUUGGAACGAUUCUGGAAGCUGGGCAAUGACCUAGCUGACAGCGUUGCCAAAAAAUCACACGUCAGGCACCCGCAACCCGACCCGUGCGAUGUCGUUUGGCUUGAUCGGUGCCUGUCUAUCGCGAAGUGUGUUAUGCGCUUUUCCGCUGAGCUUAUGCCAUUGUGGCCCAGGCUCGACCUAAAAGGCGUCCCUUUGGUCCCUAAGCCCCCGAAGCCCAAGGUGGAUCCCCAGCCUCGUCGAUGGGUUCGGGUUUCCGAUGUUUGGCAGUGCUCCGAGUGUCUCAAAGUAGCCAAGGGAGUGCCGCGUUUUAGUCCUCCUGGCGAAGGGAAGCUCGGAGGCCUAGACCCACCGCCCCCUGGCAAGUGUCUCAGAGAUUCCAAGCUUGAGGCGGCGACCCUUCGGGCCCUCCUGCACAAUUGUAUUGCCUUGCUUUGUUCGGACGGGGCUGUGCUAUGCGAUGAUAUGCCUAUUCUUCCCAUGGGCCGCCUCGCAAUUUACUUAAGAAGUGUGACGGCUGUCCCCAGAGUGCUGGGGCCAAGGCGGCCUGGAUUUCUGCGGGCACUGGUAAGCACCCCAAGCGGCGAGGCGUUUCUGUCGAGGUCGGGCCCUGGUAUCGCGACCAGGACUCAGAGGAGCUGCCGCGGCGCCUCACCGACCUUGAAAAGGAGGUGCGCACUGCCAGUCUUGUGCGUAGGCUUAUUGUCGCCGCUGGGGGAACGCCAAGCCCACCACCAGCCGUCCCAACGGAGGUUGAGCCCCCCUUGGCACAUGUUGCUGCACAGAAGCAGGGAGAUCAGGUCGUCAGCUGUUCGUCGUCGUCGAGUACCGAGCCUGCUCCUGUGCACGCGACAGUGGCUUCUGACCCGGUAGAAGUGGGGAGAGAAGCUUCUCCUGACAGGCUCAGCGGUUUGAAGCCUUUACCCCCUGCGUUGGAGCGGGAGACGGUGGGUCCUUUUAUCGCUCCGCCCAGUUGGCCACAGGGCCGUAUCUGGAGGGCCCGUCACGGGGGUACUGGUUCUUCGUUUGAGUCAGGCCCACACCAGGGACGGAGCUUGCUGCCGUCCUGGCGUUCGGCACACCAGGGGUAGUGGAGCCGAGUCGUCCUGGCGUCGCUUUGUGUUUUGUGCGUGUGCGUGUGCGCGUUUGCCCGUGUGUCAGGCACCCCAGUUGUGGGGGAAGGCGCGCAGCACGGGUGUAGUGUUCUCGAACUGUUAUUUGGGCUUGACGGACAGCAGCUCCUAGCCAUUUUGAAAAGGACUCGCGGUCGGUGUCGCCGCGGACGAUGUCCGCUUGAGACAGACAGCGGCCGCUCUCGGGUACCCUCGAAUGUUCUUCAAGUUGGCCGAGGAGGGCUUCAUGUUUUUGAAGGAUGUUAUUCUGUCCUAGGCCCGGCCGUACCCAUUUUUUUGUUUUCUGUAUUCCUUUCGGGUGUGCCAACGGCAGGCGGUCAACGGUCGGCCGCCGCCGUUCGACCCUUGGAGAGGGCCCGCGACCAGGGCCGAGCGUCACCCUGCGGCGGAGAGCCGCGCGGCCGCGGCGGGCCGCUGGGACGGCGCGGUGGGGCGCCGCCUUCUGGAGGCCACCUUCGGGCUCCCAUCGUAGCAGUUUUCCUGGAUUCCCAGGGUUCCCCUGCGGUUCAGCACGGGUUUGUCCGCUUGUCCCGUGCCCGCUCACGGAAAUCUGGGGGCUUUUUUCGCGGCCACGGCUAUCGAGAAAACGCAGUCACAGAUCAAGGUAAGUGAGUCGGCGACGGGCCCCGUUUCCGAGCGGAGUGGCCUCGCUUCGUCGCCAGGUCAGGCGGCGCGCGGCAUUGGCCUCGUGUGCCGGGGGCACCCUCCCCGAUCCGUGGACCUGGCGCCCGCGCGCGAGAUCCACGGCUCCGUAGUCCGUGUGAGCGUCCGCCCAGGGCUUGACGCGCUGAGGCAAUUCUCGUCGACGUGGAAAGACAGCGGACGCUGGUUCUCCAUGUUCGUCCUCGGGGAGUCCCCAUCGGACCCCGAGAGCGCAACAAGAACGAAUCGGGACAGCGAAGACCAGGUGUUCGAGGCGGUAUCAAGACUUCGGGGAGUCUGCGUAGUGGAAACAUCGCAGCGAUGGGGUUUUGGGGACGCAGCUCGAACAUUUGGCCAGAUGCUCAGGACCAGUUUGGAGCGGGUUUGGUCAGACUAGGGGCUCGUGGGGUGUGGCGCAAGACAGGUGGUUCCUGAC
Prorocentrum cordatum is the source of this 4191-nucleotide messenger RNA. The record is from the annotation of a GenBank genome assembly. Lineage: Eukaryota; Dinophyceae; Prorocentrales; Prorocentraceae.